GAAGAAAAUUUCUCUUGCAAGCUGGGAGAAGAAAAAAUUACAGGUUUACACACGACAUGUCCAAGUAUUCGAACCCCGAGUACUGGGAAGAGAGGUAUCGCAGCAGUGAUACCACCUUCGACUGGUUCCUCACGUAUGAUAAUCUGAAACCUAUUAUUCAGCCCCUCUUACAGCCCGCCGAUCAAAUUCGAGUGCUUGUUGUUGGUUGCGGAAAUAGUCGUCUUUCUGGGUGCUUAUACGAGAAUAUUGGUAUAAAACACAUUACGAAUGUGGAUGUUUCGCCGACUGUCAUUGCCCAAAUGCAGCGGAGGUACGCUGAGCUGGAGGAGAUGCAGUGGAUGUGUUUAGAUCUGCUUACCACACCAAUAGAUAAGCUACUUCAAGAUUUGUGUCCAAAUAAGGAAUUGUUUGAUUUCAUUAUCGAUAAAGGAUUAGUCGACAGUAUUCUUGGUGGGGCUAACUCCUUUCAUAACGUCCACAUCUUCAACAAAAAUAUGUCCAAGUUGCUAAAGAAGGGCGGCUCAUACAUAGUAGUCUCUUACGGAUCUCCAGAGACCCGCAUCGAUCACUUUCGUCGCAAAAAAUUGUUCUUUGAGGUAGAGCACAAAUCAAUUGAAAAACCUAUGUUUCAUUCCUCAGAUACGAGUCCUACUGGGCACUACCACGUCUACAUUAUGGUGAAGAAGGAAGAAAAGUUGCAACAACGGUCUUUAGAUGGCGGGCUUCAGGAUGAUGAUACUGACGAAGAUGAUUUUUAUGAUCGCUUUAUGGUACGGAAGUAGACUGAAAAGCUAAACUCAGUAUUAGAAAAAAAUGUAAAGUGAAAAACCAUUAGCUAACUUGAAGGUUUCCCCUUUCCUCAUCAUAUCGAUAAAUUGACUCCUUGAGCAUGUAUAUGGCGUGUGGAAUGCGUAAAAAAAA
This is a messenger RNA of Phytomonas sp. EM1, 921 nucleotides long. The record is from the annotation of a GenBank genome assembly. Lineage: Eukaryota; Euglenozoa; Kinetoplastea; Trypanosomatida; Trypanosomatidae.